Messenger RNA from Sus scrofa (pig), 9025 nucleotides. RefSeq names its product ankyrin repeat domain containing 11 (gene ANKRD11). Gene Ontology annotation, biological process: anatomical structure morphogenesis. NCBI's taxonomy places the organism in Eukaryota, Metazoa, Chordata, Mammalia, Artiodactyla, Suidae. The record is from RefSeq and is a predicted model, not a curated record. Gene Ontology annotation, molecular function: protein binding.
CCGCCCGAGCCGGAGCGCGAUGGAGCGAGGGCCCCAGGCGGGGAGGCGUCGCCGAGCGCGCGGCCCGACGCCCCCUCAGUGAGCGCCCAACCGCCACGGCGCCGCCCGAGGGCGGACUCGCCUCCGCCGCCUCGCCGCCGCGCCAGAGCUCGGAGCCCGCGCUGCCUUCCCGCUCGGGCCGCGGGCCGGGGACGGGCCGGGGCUGCAUGGCCUCGCCCGCGCGCCGCCCCUGAGCCGCGGGCCGGAGCCGGAGCCUGAACCGGGUCCGCUCAGCGCCGCGGGCGCCGCUGUGGAUUUAUUCGCUGCCCAGCCCUCUUCAGCCUUUGCCGCCUGCAGCUAUGGAAUCGACUGUGGAGGAUGAAGCGAUGGCGGCGUAGAUGACGGCUGGCUGAGGAGGAGACGAUGCCCAGGGGUGGGUGUUCUAGGCCAGCCCAGCAGGAGGAGCGCGCCCUCAGCCACGACAUGGUGGAGAAGCAGCCCGGGAAAAAGGAUAAAGAGAAAAUUUCCCUACCCAAGACCCCGAAGCUGGACCGCAGCGAUGGAAAGGACGUGAGAGAGCGAGCCACCAAGCGGAAGCUGCCCUUCACCGUGGGGGCCCAUGGAGAGCAGAAGGACUCGGACACAGAUGCCUCCAGCCCAGUCCACGCCGUGGUACUGCAAGGCUGGUUCGCUCCUCGAAGCGCCGUGGCCUGAAAUGGAGGCGCCUAGAAGCAAGAAGAAAGAGAAGCAGGGUCCUGAGCGGAAGAGGAUCAAGAAGGAGCCUGUCCCCCGCAAGGCCGGGCUGCUGUUUGGCAUGGGGCUGUCCGGGAUCCGGGCCGGGUACCCGCUCUCCGAGCGCCAGCAGGUGGCCCUCCUCAUGCAGAUGACGGCUGAGGAGUCUGCCAACAGCCCGGUGGACACAACACCAAAGCACCCCUCCCAGUCGACGGUGUGUCAGAAGGGGACACCCAGCUCUGCCUCAAAAACCAAAGAUAAAGUGAACAAGAGAAACGAGCGUGGGGAGACCCGCCUGCACCGGGCGGCCAUCCGGGGGGACGCCCGGCGCAUCAAGGAGCUCAUCAGCGAGGGGGCGGACGUCAACGUCAAGGACUUCGCGGGCUGGACGGCGCUGCAUGAGGCCUGUAACCGGGGUUACUACGACGUCGCAAAGCAGCUGCUGGCCGCGGGCGCGGAGGUGAACACCAAGGGGCUGGACGACGACACGCCCUUGCACGACGCUGCCAACAACGGGCACUACAAGGUGGUGAAGCUGCUGCUCCGGUACGGAGGGAACCCGCAGCAGAGCAACCGGAAAGGCGAGACGCCACUGAAGGUGGCCAGCUCCCCGACCAUGGUGAACCUGCUGCUGGGCAAGGGCACCUACACGUCCAGCGAGGAGAGCUCGGCCGCAGAGAGCUCCGAGGAGGAGGACGCCCCGUCGUUCGCGCCGUCCAGCUCGGUGGACGGCAACAACACGGACUCCGAGUUCGAGAAGGGCCUGAAGCACAAGGCCAAGAACCCCGAGCCCCAGAAAACCGCGACGCCCGUAAAGGACGAGUACGAGUUCGACGAGGACGACGAGCAGGACAGGGUCCCCCCCGUGGACGACAAACACCUGCUGAAAAAGGACCACAGAAAAGAAACCAAGGCGAAUAGUUUUAUUUCGAUACCCAAGAUGGAAGUGAAGAGCUACACUAAGAACAGCGCCAUGGCACCAAAGAAGGCGUCGCAUCGCAUCGUGUCGGACACGUCGGACGAGGAGGACGUCGGGGUCGCUGUGGGGACGGGGGAGAAGCUGCGACUCUCGGCGCCCACGCUGCUGCCCGGCAGCAAGACGCGGGAGCCUCCUACCGCCAAGCCGCCGAGGGACAAGGGUAAAGUCAAGAAGAAGCGGAAGAAGGAGGCCAAGGGCAAAGAGGUGCGCUUUGGGAAGCGGAGCGACAGGUUCUGCUCCUCCGAGUCGGACAGCGAGUCCUCGGAGAGCGGCGGGGACGGCGGGGACUCGGCGGGGAGUCCCGGCUGCCUCAAGGAGUCCCCGCUGGUGCUGAAGGACCCCGCCCUGUUCAGCUCCCUGUCCGCCUCCUCCACGUCGUCCCACGGCAGCUCCGCCGCCCCCCAGAAGCAUCACUCCAGCCACGCGGAGCCGCACGCCAAGCACUGGCGGACGGACAACUGGAAAACCAUCUCCUCUCCUGCCUGGUCGGAGGUCAGCUCCUUGUCAGACUCCACAAGGACGAGACUGAGCAGCGAGUCUGACUGCUCCUCCGAGGGCUCCAGCGUGGAGUCGCUGAAGCCGGUGCGGAAGCGGCAGGAGCACCGCAAGAGGGGCCUGCAGAGCACGCUGCCCGACCGGAAGGGCCCCCUCCACGCCGGCGGGGACGGCGCCGUGCCCAAGCUGGACCGGGAGGGCAAGGUUGUCAAGAAACACAAGACGAAGCACAAGCACAGGACCAAGGAGAAGGGGCUGUGCGCCGUCAGCCAGGAGCUGGCGCUGAAGGGCUUCGCCUACGAGUACGAGGACGCCAAGCCCAGGCCGGACAAGGGCGCCCCCCCGGACGGCGACGCCCCCGCCGAGGGCAGGCUGAAGGCGGCCAAGCACGAGCGCGAGCACUUCAAGCGGGAGGACAAGCUGGGCCGGCUGAAGGCCGACGACAAGGACUGGCUCUUCAGGGACGAGCCGGCCAAGGCGUCCAGAGAGGACAAGCCCCUCAAGAGGCUGAGGGAGCUGGCCCGGGACGGGGCCCGGCCUGCCCGGGAGGAGAAGGAGCGCGGCGGCGGCGGCGUCCGGGGCGAGCGGGACAAGCUGCCGAAGGAGAAGUCCCCCAAGGAGGAGAAGCGGAGGCUCUACAGAGAGGAGCGGAAGAAGAAGUGCAAGGACAGGCCCUCCAAGUCGGAGAGGAAGAACGACCUGCGAGAGGACAAGGCCUCCAGGGAGAGGGAGAAGGCGCUCAGGAAGGAGAAGGUCUGCAGGGAGGAGGCCGCGGCGGACGAGUUCUGCGGCAAAGGCCAGUUUCUGGAGAACGACGACGCCAAGUUCAGCCUCUCCGACGACCCGCAGGACCGCUGGUUUUCGGACCUGUCCGACUCCUCCUUCGACUUCAAGGCCGACGACAGCUGGGACUCUCCCGUGACCGACUACCGGGACCUGAAGGCCGACUCCGUGGCCAGGCUGAUCCUGGAGACAGUGAAGGAGGACCCCAGAGACAAGCGGCGGGAGAGCAAGGCCCGGGAGAAGCGGGCCGACAAGGACGCCUGCCCUCGGAGGAAGGACAGGGACCCCCUGCAGCGGGGCUGCGAGCGGCGGAGGGAGCACGCGGCCGAGAAGCACCGGGGCGGCCCCGGCUACCUCCCGGAGCGGGACAAGCGGAGGAGGGAGUCGGCCGAGGGCGGGCGGGACAGGAAGGAGCCCCCCGAGGCCGCCAAGGAGCGCAGAGACGGCCGCGCCAAGCCCGACGACGCCCACAGGGAGGAGCUGAGGGAGUACGGCUGCGAGGGCGCCUUCAAGGACAGGCCCGACUGCGACUUGGGGAAGGUUCUGGAGCCCUGGGAGCGGCCGCAGGCGGCAAGGGAGAAGGAGAAGAAGGAGAAGGCGAAGCCGGAGAAGCACCGAGACAAGCCCGGCGACAAGGACAAAAGCGAGAGAGCCGUCCCCGAAAAGGGCCCCAAGGACAAAGAGUUCGAGAAGAGUUUUAAGGAGAAGAGGGACGCCAAGGACAAGCACAAAGACGGGCACGGCAAAGACAAAGACAGGAAGGCGCCCCUGGACCAAGGAAAAGGCAGCCGGGAGAAGGCCUUCCCCGGGGCCCUCUCAGAGGAGUUCACCGAGAGAAGAGACGAGAAGAAGGGCAAGGAGAAGAGCUGGUACAUUGCCGACAUAUUCACGGACGAAAGCGAGGACGAGAAGGAUGACUACGCGGCGAGCGGCUUCAAAGCCGGAGAGGCCGGCGAGGGGCGGGGGGAGGGGCUCCCCGAGAGGGACGAGGGGCUCCCCCUGGACAGACCCCGCAAGCACGCGGCCGCCGACCGGCAGCACCCGGAGAAGCAGAAGGACAAGGAGGCGCGCGAGAGGAAGAAGGACAAGGGCGCCCUGGACGGCGGGAAGGACAGGAAGGAGAAGGCCUUGGAGAGGCCCAGGGACCGGCGGGACAGAGAGGCGGCCGAGCGGGCCCGGGACCGCAGGGACCGCGCCGCCGUGGACGCCGCUCAGGACAGGCGGCCCAGGCAGAAGCCGCCUGACAAGGGGGACAGGAGGCCCCCCGCGGAGGACAAGGCCAAGGGCAGGCACCGGGAGAGGCCGGACCGCGAGAGGAAGGCCGGCAAGGGCGGUGACGCCGAGAAGAGCCUGCUGGAGCGGCUGGAGGAGGAGGCGCUGCAGGACUUCCGCGACGAUGCCAACGACAAGGCCAGCGAGGCGUCCUCCGACAGCUUCCCUGAGCGCGGCCAGGACCCGGGCCUGAGCGCCCUCCUGGAGGUGUCUUUCCCGGAGCCCCCGGAGGAGCGGGCCCGGGAGCGCGAGCGGCACCGGCACUCCUCGUCCUCGUCCAAGAAGAGCCACGAGCGGGAGCGGGUCCGGAAGGAAAAGCCCGAGAGGAAGGAGAAGGGCGACGACUACAAGGAGCUGGGCAGCGGCCGGAAGGACCCCGGCCAGCACGACAAGGACUUCCUGGACGCCGACGCCUACGGCGGCGGCCCCUAUGGCGCCAAGGCCGACGCGGAGGACGAACCGGAUAAGCCCAUCGAGCUCUUCUCCCCCGAGAAGAAGGACAAGAACGAGCCCGAGAGAGACGCUCCCAAGAAGGCGGAGAAGGAGCUGCGGCCCUUCGGGUCGGGCGCCCCCAGCCUCCUCAAGGAGAAGAGGCGGCGGGAGAAGCACCGCGAGAGGUGGAGGGACGAGAAGGAGCGGCACCGAGAGCGGCACGGGGACGCGCCCCUGCGGCCCCACUGCGAGGAGCCCCGGCCCGCGGCCCGCGACAGGGACAGGCCCAAGGACGAGAGCCUGAAGCUGGGCGAGAGCAAGCCGAAGGACAAGGUCAGGGACAACCCGGAGAAGGAGAAGGCGGCCGCCGCGGCCGACAGGCUCCUCGCGCCCCGAGACCCGGGCCGCAGGGACGCCCGGCCGCGCGAGAAGCUCCUGGGGGACGGCGACCUGAUGAUGACCAGCUUCGAGCGGAUGCUGUCGCAGAAGGACCUGGAGGUGGAGGAGCGGCACAAGCGGCACAAGGAGAGGAUGAAGCAGAUGGAGAAGCUGCGGCACCGCUCCGGGGACCCCAAGCUCAGGGACAAGGCGAGGCUGGCCGAGGACGCGCGCAAGAAGGGUCUGGACGCCCCCCCAAAGAAGCCGCCGGGGCCGGACCCCGCCCUGAAGGACAAGAAGCUCAAGGAGGCGGCUCCCGCGGCCCCCGCCGCCGCCGAGAGCAGGCCCCACCCGGCCCCCGCCGGGGACCCCCGGGACUGGCUGGCGGGGCCGCACAUGAAAGAGGUCCUGCCCGCGUCUCCCAGGCCCGACCACGGCCGGCCCACCGGGGUCCCCACGCCCGCCUCCGUGGUGUCCUGCCCCAGCUACGAGGAGGCCAUGCACACACCCCGCACCCCGUCCUGCAGCGCCGACGACUACUCUGACCUCAUGUUCGACUGCGCGGACCCCCAGCCCGUCUCCAGCACGGCCGCCAGCGCCUGCGCGUCCUCCUUCUUCGACGGGUUCUCUGUGGCUGCGAGCGCUGUCUCGGAGACCCCGGGCCAGACGCCCACGCGGCCGCUGUGCACGAGCCUGUACCGCUCGGUCUCGGUGGACGUCAGGAGGACCCCGGAGGACGAGUUCAGCGUGGGGGACAAGCUCUUCAGACAGCAGAGCGUCCCCGCUGCGUCCAGCUACAGCUCGCCAGGGCCGCAGCUGGACGACAAGGCCGCUGGGCCCCCCGGACCCGCCGAGAAGUUCGCCUGCCUGUCGCCGGGGUACUACUCCCCAGACUACGGCAUCCCCUCCCCCAAGGCGGACGCCCUGCACUGCGCGCCCGCAGCCGCGGUCAACCUUGUCCCCUCCCCGGAGGGCGCCUUCUCCGGUUUACAAGCCAAGUCCCCCCCUCCACACAGAGAUGAGCUCUUGGCGCCGUCCAUGGAGGGGACCCUCCCCCCGGACCUGGGCAUCCCCCUGGACGCCACGGAGGACCAGCAGGCCACCGCGGCCAUCAUCCCCCCGGAGCCCAGCUUCCUGGAGCCCCUGGACGAGGGCCCCUUCAGCACGGUCAUCACGGAGGAGCCGGUCGAGUGGGCGCACCCCACAGCCGCCGAGCAGGGCCUCGCCUCCGGCCUCCUCGGGAGUGCCCCCGAAAACCCCGUCAGCUGGCCCGUGGGGUCGGACCUCCUGCUGAAGUCCCCACAGAGAUUCCCGGAGUCCCCCAAACAUUUCUGCCCUGCCGAGUCCCUGCAGCCAGAGUCCCCUUACCCCGUGUCCCCUGUCUCCUACCCUCUGUCGGUCACCGAGCCCGGCCUGGAAGUCAAAGGCGAGGCGGGGGACGCGGCCCCGGCCACCGUCCCGCCUUCGGACGAGCCCGCCCCGUUCGCCCCUCCCUCCAGGCUGGAGUCCUUCUUUGGUAACUGCAAGUCCCUUCCCGAAGCGCCCGAGGGGCCGCCAGAGCCUGCGUGUGUGACCAGCGUGGCUCAGGUGGAGGCUCUGGGGCCCCUGGAAAACAGCUUCCUGGAAGGUGGCCACGGCCUGGCCGCGCUCGGCCAGGUGGAGCCGGUGCCCUGGCCCGGUGCCUUCCCCGCCGCCGAGGACGACCUGGACCUGGGGCCCUUCUCCCUGCCGGAGCUCCCGCUCCAGGCCAAGGACGGCUCGGACGUGGAGACAGAGCCUGUGGACGAAGCCCCUCCCGCUCCUCCAGAACCCGGCCCCGCGGGGGCCCCCGUGGCCACGGGCGCCUGCGACCUGGCUGCAGCGGCCCCUGAGGAGCAGCUCGUGCUGCCUCCGGACCCCGCAGCUGCCCGGCUCCCUGCCGAGCCCGCAGCCGAGCCGUCGGAGGACCCCGAGCCCGCCGGGCCGCUGGAGGCUGCGGCGGCGGAGGCGGGGCCCGGGCCCGAGGGGAGGGGCCCCCAGGACUCCGAGCCCAGCUCGGGGCCCACGCCGGCCCCCUCGGAGCAGCGGCCCCUGGGGAGUGGGGAGGAGGCAGCCGAGGGCCCGGACUCCUCGGCCGCGCCCCAGGGCCCACCUGACGCUCCUGGGGACGGCUCGGCACAGGCCCUCGCGGCGGACGGGGCUGGCCCCCAGGACGAGCCCGGGCUUGAGGGGCCUCCCGGCGGCACCCAGCCCGAAGCGCCUGAGCCGGAACCCAGACCCACGGCGGAGGCCCCCAAGGCGCCCAAAGUGGAGGAGGUCCCGCAGCGCAUGACCAGGAACCGGGCCCAGAUGCUGGCCAACCAGCACAAGCAGAGCUCGCCCCCCGCCGAGAAGGAGCCGGCGCCCGCGCCCGCCGCCAGGGCCAAGGGCCGCGGCUCCGAGGACGACGACCCCCAGGCCCAGCACCCGCGCAAACGCCGCUUCCAGCGCUCCAGCCAGCAGCUGACGCCGCAGGUGCACACGUCCACGCGGCAGACGCGGGAGGUGAUCCAGCAGACACUGGCCGCCAUCGUGGACGCCAUCAAGCUGGACGCCAUCGAGCCGUACCACAGCGACAGGUCCAACCCGUACUUCGAGUACCUGCAGAUCCGGAAGAAGAUCGAGGAGAAGCGCAAGAUCCUGUGUUACAUCAGCCCGCAGGCGCCGCAGUGCUACGCCGAGUACGUCACCUACACCGGCUCCUACCUCCUGGACGGCAAGCCGCUCAGCAAGCUGCACAUCCCCGUGAUCGCGCCCCCGCCUUCCCUGGCGGAGCCACUGAAGGAGCUGUUCAAGCAGCAGGAGGCCGUGCGGGGGAAGCUGCGGCUGCAGCACAGCAUCGAGCGGGAGAAGCUCAUCGUCUCCUGCGAGCAGGAGAUCCUGCGGGUGCACUGCCGGGCGGCGAGGACCAUCGCGAACCAGGCGGUGCCCUUCAGCGCCUGCACCAUGCUGCUGGACUCGGAGGUGUACAACAUGCCUCUGGAGAGCCAGGGUGACGAGAACAAGUCGGUGAGGGACCGGUUCAACGCCCGCCAGUUCAUCUCGUGGCUGCAGGACGUGGACGACAAGUACGACCGCAUGAAGACGUGUCUCCUGAUGCGGCAGCAGCACGAGGCCGCCGCCCUCAACGCCGUGCAGAGGAUGGAGUGGCAGCUGAAGGUCCAGGAGCUGGACCCCGCCGGGCACAAGUCGCUGUGCGUGAACGAGGUGCCGUCCUUCUACGUGCCCAUGGUGGACGUCAACGACGACUUCGUGCUCCUGCCGGCCUGACGCGGCCGGGGCAGCCCCGCAGCACGCAGGCCAGGCCCCGCGCGCCUGCCCGGAGCUACGGGGCCCCGGCAGGGGGAGGAGGCCUCGUCCCCAGGCGGGGACACCCGGGAGAAGGCCGCCCCCCGGCCCCGGGAGCGUGGCGCUUUCAUGCCCGCCGCCGGGGGAGGACGCGGAGCCCAGGGGACGCGGCGCUGGCCUCGGGGUCUCCUUUCCGGCCAGCUGCACGGGCACGUCGGGAGCUGCAGGACGGAGUGCAGGUUGCCGACUCCGCGGUCCAUUCUGAUCAACUCAAGACAAACAGCGCGGGUGUCCGCCCUCAGCAGCGGGAGGCCGGGGCGCUGGGAGCCGGCUGGCCGCAGGCCGCAGAGGACACGGGUCCGGGCUCUCAGCUGGGUUUUUAAUGGAGUCAAAUCCACGUGGUUUGUAUAUUUUUCCUUUAAUCUUGGGCAUUUUGUUUCUCUUUCUGAGAACGUAACUUGAAACACUACAGAGCCAAUAAUCAUAUAAAAAGUGUACCCGCAAACGCUGUACAGUUUUAUACACGUUCACAAUGUACUUUUGCUGCCUUCUAGAUAAUUUAUUUUGCAACACAUUACUGCACAGUUGUAAAUAACUUAUGUACUGUAACAUCACUUCAGUUAUGUGUAAAGAAAUAAAUUAAUUAAAUGCUCUUUGUACACGACA